UUUUUGACUGAAUCAUCUCAGAUUGACUGAUGAGUCGCGAAUCAGUAAGGAGUCGCUUCUCUUUACAUUCGCUCGCAACUGAUCAUCGUGAACGUGCUUUUGUGCUGCGCGAGCUCUCCGUUACAUCCAGUAUGUCAGUCAGAUGGACUCUGUCGGUGUUUGUUGUGCUGUUUGCGACUGAAACCCUCAGCACAAAACAAAAUGAAGCUCUGAAACACGCAGACACACAAAUCUUCAUGGAUCAGAAUGAAAUCACCAUCAGCAACAUCAGUCAGACGUCACAGGAGUCUCCAUCAUCAGGAUUGGUUGCUGGUUGCCAUGGAAACCAGGUUCAAAUGGAUGGUAGCAAUUGUUCGUGUGCUGCAGGCUACAGUCAGAUUGAGAUGAAUGAAUGUAAAGAUAUAGAUGAAUGUCAGCAGGGUGAGCCUUGUGGUUCAGGUGCCAACUGCACAAACACACCUGGAUCUUACCUGUGCAGUUGUCUGCGUGGUUACCUGAUGGGUCCAGACGGUUGUCAAGACAUAGAUGAGUGUGCGUUAGCUGCAGUGACGGGUCUCCGUGCGUGUGGAAACCGAGCCGAGUGCACAAACACACGUGGAUCUUUCAUCUGUUCUUGUCCGGUGGGAUACGUGCUGGCGCUGGAUGGGCACAACUGCGUCGAUAUCGACGAGUGUAAUUUUGAAGAGAGAUGUCGCCGGGAACUCGGAAACAUUUGUGUGAAUACAGAAGGAUCAUACAGGUGUGCAUGUCAACACGGAUUCAGAGAAGUAGACGCCACCUGUGCAGGUGGUCUGUGUGCAGGUGUUGUAGUUUGUGCAGAUGUUGAUGAGUGCAUAGAGGAGCAGAACGUUUGCGUCGGUCGAGGGGAAUGUGAGAACACGCUGGGCAGUUACAGGUGUGUCUGUCAGCGAGGUUACCGUGGAAACGGCACCCACUGCUCAGACAUAAAUGAGUGUUUGUCUGGCGAUCAUGGCUGUGAUAUCAACGCUCGCUGUGGGAAUAUAAUUGGUUCAUAUUUCUGUCAGUGUCAUCAGGGAUACAGCGGAGACGGACACGCCUGCUACGAUGUAGACGAGUGUGCUCAGGAUAAUGGACUUUGUCAACAUAACUGCACAAAUCAGCUGGGAACAUACAGCUGUAAAUGUAGUACAGGAUUCACACUUACACACGACCUACACAACUGUACAGAUGUCGACGAGUGUGUGCGCAGUAAUGAUACAUGUGAACAGAUCUGUACGAACAUUCAUGGAUCAUACGUGUGCUCCUGUCGCCAUGGAUACCAGCUGCACAUAGAUGGACACAGCUGUGUGGACAUAGAUGAGUGUAAAUUACAGAAUGGUGGCUGUUCUCAUGAGUGCACAAAUACUGCCGGAGGACAUCUGUGUCACUGCCCUUUACCCCUGCUUCUGGACCAUCGCAACACCACCUGUGUCAAUGUGAGCUCAUGUGCUUUGAGGAAUGGAGGAUGUGAUCAUAUUUGCUCGCUGGGAUCAGAGGGUCACGUUCACUGCAGCUGUAAAGCGGGAUGGGAGUUGAGCUCGGACCAAAGAACCUGCGUCGAUGUAGAUGAGUGUGUGAGUUUUAAUGGUGGAUGUGAGCAGGUUUGUGUGAAUGACGCCGGGUCUUUUACCUGCAGCUGUCGCUCGGGUUUUGAGUCACGUAAAGACGAGCCUACGAAAUGCCAACCGUUAUGUGAGCCUGCCUGUCAGAAUAAUGGAGUGUGUGUUGCACCGAACACAUGCGACUGUCCGCCUGGUUACCCUGGGCCAGGAUGCUCAGCCAUGUGUUCUCCACCCUGUGCUCAUGGUGGUUCAUGUAUGAGGUGGAACAUCUGCUUGUGUCCUCCAGGCUGGACUGGUGAUGGAUGUCACACAGCUGUUUGUGAGCUUCCUUGUGGUAAUGGUGGACGAUGUGUCGCUCCAAACACCUGCCAGUGUCCUUCAGACUACACUGGACCUCAGUGUCUGAUUCCUCUCUGCUCCCCCCCGUGUGUUAAUGGUGGCAGAUGUGUGGACAUCAACACCUGCAGUUGUUUAGAUGGUUGGAAAGGAGCUCGUUGUCAGAUAGAACCUGUCAGAUGUGUGCCAUCAUGUAGGAAUGGUGGUGUGUGUGUUGGGCUGAACAAAUGUCAGUGUAUGGAUGGAUUCACAGGAAACCUUUGUGAGACAGGUGUCACUACACCAUGUGUCCCACCCUGCCAAAACGGGGCGACCUGUGGCCCUCUUAACACAUGUGUGUGCUCGAAGGGAACCAGCGGCAUACGUUGUGAGAAACUCACGUGUCCUGUGGUGACUACGGUCGUCAGCAUGGCUCGUGCAGUACGUAAAGGAUUCAGAGAAAGUUAUGUGGACCGCUGCGGACCUCUGGGAGUCCAACUCUGCACUAAAUACAGGAUAAACCAGGCGCGUGUGUACGUGCAGGCGUACAGGGUGGGUUAUAAGAUCCAGUGUGCGGACAACACAGGAAGAUGAACCACUGGACACAACACUAAACACACUUAAACACUGUAUCUGCAUAUUAUGCUAUAAUCACAGAUUGAUAAACAUGCAAAAGUGAUGCCUGAUUUUACAGUCAGAUGAAAUACAUGCAAGAGGGACCUUGAAUAUGUGUCUGUGUGUUUAUAAUAAAUGUGUUUAAUAUCUGUAUAUUACAUAAUUGUAUAUAGUUGUUUUUGCACAUUUUGUAUGCCAAACAAAUAAAGAAAUGUCUCAUGGGCUUU
Misgurnus anguillicaudatus (oriental weatherfish) is the source of this 2719-nucleotide messenger RNA. The record is from RefSeq and is a predicted model, not a curated record. Lineage: Eukaryota; Metazoa; Chordata; Actinopteri; Cypriniformes; Cobitidae.